CUGCGCAGUCCGCUUUGCUCGGGGCGGCGGAAGCGAGGCGCUGGAGUGAAGAUGGAAGACUUCCAGGCUUCGGAGGAGACUUCUUUUGUGGUUGACGAAGUGAGCAACAUUGUCAAAGAGGCCAUUGAAAGCGCCAUCGGUGGUAAUGCCUACCAGCACAGCAAGGUCAAUCAGUGGACCACAAAUGUUGUAGAACAAACUUUAAGCCAACUCACCAAGCUGGGGAAGCCAUUCAAAUACAUUGUGACUUGUGUCAUUAUGCAAAAGAAUGGCGCUGGAUUACACACAGCAAGUUCCUGCUUCUGGGACAGCUCCACUGACGGAAGCUGCACCGUGCGAUGGGAGAACAAGACAAUGUACUGCAUCGUCAGUGCCUUUGGGCUGUCCAUCUGACCCCCGCGUCCAGCCUGGGCUUCCCAUGUCGUGUCUCUACUCCAUCUUCUAACCACCAGCUGUGAAUUCAGUGAACACCUUCCUCCUCUUUGCGUGUGUUGUGGCAGUCUUCAAACAUGUAGAGAAAUAAACCAAAUGACUGUCCAGUUAGACAGUAAUUCUCUGUAGUAUGCAGCCCGUAUUGCCACGUCUUAACCCUGUUAUUUCUUUUCAAAGGUGCUAAAAACUGAAAUCUGCUAGUGGGAA
Messenger RNA from Dipodomys ordii (Ord's kangaroo rat), 639 nucleotides. It is a transcript of the gene Dynlt1, whose product is annotated as dynein, light chain, Tctex-type 1. Gene Ontology annotation, biological process: microtubule-based movement. Gene Ontology annotation, molecular function: dynein intermediate chain binding. The coding region runs from base 52 to 393 and encodes 113 amino acids. The record is from RefSeq and is a predicted model, not a curated record. Gene Ontology annotation, cellular component: cytoplasmic dynein complex; cytoplasm. Lineage: Eukaryota; Metazoa; Chordata; Mammalia; Rodentia; Heteromyidae. The transcript is spliced from 5 exons.